Molecule: messenger RNA, 556 nt
Organism: Mytilus trossulus (common blue mussel)
Lineage: Eukaryota; Metazoa; Mollusca; Bivalvia; Mytilida; Mytilidae
Exons: 3
Coding region: 80-556 (158 amino acids)
Source: RefSeq, a predicted model, not a curated record
UAAAACGCAAGUUUAUUGGUUUUACAGAGGAAGAAAGAAGUGUCAAAUUUGAUUGAUAUCAAUAAUAGUUACAUCAGAAAUGCGGAAGGUGGCCCUAGAAAGAACUGAUGUCAAAGUGAUGGGAGCUUCAUUGUUGUAUCUUUUACUUGGCUUGAUGCCGAUUUGUCCUGUCAUUGACAAAAGACUGGACAUGUAUGCAUCAGCCAUAGAACAAUGUGCAGAAUUCAACGUAGAUACUACAAUCGUUUGUUUAGUACUUGGAACAACAGGAUUGUUAUGCGCGAUAAUCCUUUCAUAUGGAUAUUUCUUGCGACGUGUAAUUUUCAUAAGAGCAGUUGGAAUUGUAAUGAUGGCCUUUAUACUUGUUUUUGCUUUUUCUGGGUUUUUAGUAGAACCUUUAUUAAUUGUUGCUCUUUAUCCUUUUGCCUUCUAUGUUUACAGAAAGACGGACCAGUAUAAGAUAACCCUUAUGAAACUGAAUUGUUUGCCGCAAACUUGCAGCAGACUUGCUGCAAGCUUGCGGCAAACAAAAAGUUUGCAGGAACACAGAAAAUAG